AGCACAUGCUGCUUAUCUCAGAAAUGGGUUUCCGUUGCCUUUCUUUUCUUUUUCUUCCCAACGAAGAGAAAGAAAGAUAGCAACAUAGAGCCCUAACACCUUCAUCAUCGUCGUCGUCGUCUUCUUCUUCUUCUUCCUUUUACUCGCUUUUCAUCUUACCAGGACAUGGCAGCAGAUGAUGGUAUGACAGAUUUGAAGGCUAAGUUGAGUCAGUCUCAUGACACUUGGAAGCAGAAUAUCGAAAGAAGUCAAUCUCAAGUGGAUGUAUUGGAGGCAAGGAUAAUGGAGGUAAAGGCUUGCAUACAUGGCUCUGAGGAAGAUGCAAGAAAUGAGUUAGAGGUUCUAUGGCGAAGAGUCAAGACUACUUCUACCCUGUUGUCCUACUUAAAAUCAAAAGCUAGAAUCAUGGCGGUUCCUCAUCUAGCCCAUACAUCUUGUGGCAUAAAAAAGUUAGAUGGGGUAGGGCUUGUUGACAAAGAUGGGAUUCCAUUAUCAGGUUGGUCUAGGAAUGUUGAUCUUUCUUCAUUUGAUGAUCCAGAUGAAGAAUCUUGGAUAGGAAUUAACCGUCAGCUUGGUUCCUUAGAAGAACAGGAUGCAGUUUAUAUAGGUGAGAUACUCAAGUCUGUUCAGAUGGUCGCGGAUGUGAUGGAAGCUCUCGUCAAAAGGGCUUUAUUGGCAGAAUCAGAAACUAGAACGGAAAAAGAAAAAGUGAGUUUAGGUCAGGAAGAAAUUAUGCGGAAGUCUGCUCAAUUAGAGAGUAUGUCCAUGAAAUUAGAAGAAAUGGAGCGUUUUGCUUUGGGUACAAAUGGUAUUUUGAAUGACAUGCGGCAAAGGGUUGCAGAUUUGGUUGAAGAAACAACUAGACAGAGGCAACGUGCUUCUGAAAAUGAAGAAGAGCUUUCUCGGGUCAAACGGGAAUUUGAGUCUCUGAAGUCAUAUGUUAGUAGUUUAAUCACAGUAAGAGAAACCUUACUUUCUUCAGAGAAGCAAUUCCAAACUAUUGAAAGGCUAUUUGAACGCCUAGUUGGAAAGACUACUCAGUUGGAGGGUGAGAAAAUGCAAAAAGAGGCUGAAGUUCAGAAACUUAUGGAGGAGAAUGUGAGAUUGAGUGCGAUGCUUGACAAGAAAGAGGCCCAACUUCUAGCGUUGAAUGAACAGUGUAAAAUGAUGGCCUUGAGCUCUUCAAACCUGUAAAUGCCAUUGCACUCUACAAAUUGCUUGCUUAGCUCUUUCUUGUUGACAACUGGAGGCUUACAGGAUAAAGACCAUUUGUCAGAGGUCUUCUAAUCCAUAAGAAAUCAUGAAUGGAGGGCUCCGUAAACAUCAUCAAUGCCUGUUUAAUGCCUCUUUCAAAAUUAAACACGGAAUUUCUUUUUCCUUAGAAUGUAAACUUGGCGUAAUUUUUAAUGAGAAAAAGACGUUGUAUAUGUUUCCCAGAAACAGUCAUCGAAACCCAAUCAAACAUAUACCCAUCAAAUGUUUGAGAUCUGCAGAAGAUUACUCUUGUUCUAUAAUGGUAGAAUACACAGGUUCCCUCGCGGCAAAAGAAAUGUUUUGCUGUGUAUCAUUAAAUGUGUUCAGCUUUCA
Molecule: messenger RNA, 1587 nt
Organism: Vigna radiata var. radiata (mung bean)
Lineage: Eukaryota; Viridiplantae; Streptophyta; Magnoliopsida; Fabales; Fabaceae
Exons: 3
Coding region: 166-1194 (342 amino acids)
Biological process (GO): negative gravitropism; response to red or far red light
Source: RefSeq, a predicted model, not a curated record